This is a messenger RNA of Ochlerotatus camptorhynchus, 1247 nucleotides long. RefSeq names its product chitinase-3-like protein 1. The record is from RefSeq and is a predicted model, not a curated record. Lineage: Eukaryota; Metazoa; Arthropoda; Insecta; Diptera; Culicidae. Gene Ontology annotation, cellular component: extracellular region. Bases 1 to 1179 code for a protein of 392 amino acids. Gene Ontology annotation, molecular function: chitinase activity; chitin binding. Gene Ontology annotation, biological process: carbohydrate metabolic process; chitin catabolic process. The transcript has 6 exons.
AUGAGAGAAAUUUGUAUUCUGAUUGGGGUUGUGUCCUUUAUUACUCAAAUACUCGCUGCUGACAAAUCCUGCGAUGCAAAGCGUUACAAUGUCGUUUGUAACCUGGCCAGCUGGUCGGUCUAUCGGGAGGGAGAAGGAGCCUUCAACAUCAGCUACAUAAUUCCGAGUUACUGUACCCACAUAAUAUACACCUUUGCUGGGUUGAAUCUGGCCGGAGGCGUCGACUCGUUGGACUACCAAAACGACAUCAACGUGAACAAGGGCUACCAAAAGAUCGUGGAACUGAAGGAGGAAAGUCCCUGCCUAAAAGUACUGUUGGCCAUCGGUGGUUGGAACGAGGGAUCGGAGAAGUACUCUCUGAUGGCAGAUUCGGAGGAAACUAGAGAUGCGUUUGCUGAUAGUGCCUUGCGCUUCUUGGCUCAUUAUGGCUUUGAUGGACUCGAUGUUGAUUGGGAGUAUCCUACUUUGAGGGGUGGCAUUCCUGAAGAUCGAGAAAAUUUCGUCCUGCUUCUGCAGACACUUCGGGAAAAAUUCCGCCGUCGCAACAAGAUUCUUUCGAUUGCAAUCAGUGGAUCCCCCAGCGCAAUCCAAGCUGCCUACGACAUGCAGGCCAUUUGCGAAACGGUGGAUUUUGUGUCCCUGAUGGGAUACGACUACAGUGUCAGGGACAAGACGAGCGUUGACGGGCCACUCUACUCGGAACAGGCUAUGCGAUCCGAAUCGAUCGACGGAGCUAUUAGUUAUAUUCGUAAAAGUGGUUGCCCUUUGGGUAAGAUCAAUUUGGGAAUUUCAACGAUGGCAAAGACGUACACGCUAAAACCAGGAGCGACUGCUUCUGUUAACGCGGGAAUUGUCGUUCAGGGACCAGGAAAGGCAGGACCGUUUACCAAGAAUGUCGGCGUUUUGGGUUACAACGAACUGUGCGAGAUGAUCAUGGAUGGAAAAUGGAAGAUGGCUUUCCUAAGGAACGUUGGCGUGAAGGUGGCCGUCCAGGGCGACCAAUGGGUUACUUAUGAUGAUGGAGAAACGGUCGCAAUCAAGUCCAAAUAUGUGAAGGAGAAGGGACUGGGAGGUGUCAUGUUCUGGACCAUCGACACGGACGAUUUCAACGGAGAUUGCUACAACGAAGCCUACCCGAUGGUUUUGGCAGCUAAUAAGGAGUUCGGAUAUGUUGUAUAGACGUAAUCGGAAUUAUUUAUGGGCUACGGUGGAAAUAUAUGGAACAACUUGACCUUGAAAGCGGCAGA